AUGGCUUCUGAAAGAUUCAAAUACGCAGAGACCAUCUUGGUUGGAAAAAAGCCCCUGGAAUCUACGGAAAUCAUAAGAUUACGGCUUUCCCAGGCAAAACUGAUAAACAAGGAAUUCUAUCUUUUGUUUCGCGAACUCUCGGACCUCAAGCGGGGCUAUGCCCAACAAUUGCGUAAGGUGAUUGCCAGAAAUGAAGAUCUUGAAAAGCUUUUACUUCAAGACAUGCUGGAGACUAAAGUGUUGACUGCAGAGGAGUUGCGCGACUUUCGAUUCGACUCCUUAGGACCCCUGAAGGAACUCUGGGCGGGCCUCUUUAGCGACCUAAAGCUUGAUCUCCAGUCAAGUACAGACUUGUAUCACACUUUAGAUCGCGACAUCAUCACCGAGCUCAGGGAAUCGGCAGAAAAGGAUCCGUUAUGGACUCAAAGCAGAAAGCUACACUCUAUGCUCGGUAAAAUAGCCACAGAGCACGACACCCUAACUAGGAGCAAAAGUGAGUCCUGGGCUAAGUUGCAGGAGAUUAACGAUCAGUGGGAUUCUCAGGCCGCGUAUCUGUUUGAGGUCUUCGAGGAAACCGAUUACAAACGACUUUUGAACCUCAAAAACUAUCUUUCAAAGUAUGAGAGUAGUAUCAGUGAUUCCCUGACCCAGAGGACACAUUUAUGCGAGAAAAACAUGUCUCGUUUGUUGGAUUUCGAUGCUGAUGCCGAAAUUGAUAGAUUUGCUAAGGCUGCCUCGACUUAUGACUUUAAUUUCGAAGUGCCCGCUCUUCCCUCUCCUACUGACACAUCGUCCAGUAUUUCCCAGAAUCCACAGACGCCUUCGGAUGCUCGCACCAAGCAAUUGAAAGCUACGAAAAGUGGCUCCGGAUCUCUUAGCGGACUCACAAACCGGCUUUCGUCUUCAGCUACAGUAGUUAAGCACGAUCUUAUGAAGUCGGAAUUCUCUAGCUCCGCUAACAAUGAUUCUCUGAAUCCAAAAAAAUCUCCCAAUAAACUGAAGUCCAAGAUGGGUUCGAUAUUCGGGAGAAAGAAAUUGAAAAACAAGAAAUCUGGCAAACUUCAGGACCACCCGAUUGCGGAGGACGAGAAUUCUUCUAUUAGGACAGACGAUUCUCCUGCUAUAGCUAACGGCACACCUUCUAAAAGUUCGGAUCAGCAGCCCCACAGAUCACGGGAAGGUCUUCAAAGAGGUGACUCAGGUUCCUUUGCUAGAUCGCAAAAGCCUAAAAUUAGCUCCACAACAUCUUCAUUGUCGAUCAAUCAACCUUCUUUGAAACCACAACCUAGAAAGAAAUCCAGUGCAAAUGAAAUUCCAAAAUCUAAUACUGAUUUGAGCGUUUCAGAAAAUACUGAUGGCGCGGUGCCUGCCGCCGUGAGUACCGCUCCGACUUCUGGUACGUCGUCUGACGUUCCCAAGACAAGCCAGCCUAUUCAUAUACAGGCACCUCAAGUUCCAGUUCCUCCCCCAUCUCGAAAAACUGGUCCAAUCAUGGCGCCAAAUGUCCCUCGAGAGUCCCACGGGUCUGUUCCAGCCCCCGCAUCAACUACGAGAAGAUCUGAUAUCCAAUCCAAACUUUUCACAGAUCUCUCUCAUGCGGACAUAGAUCCUCAGUACCAAAAACGUCAAUCUUCUAUCAGCUCUCAAAUGACUGGCGAGCUGAGAAUUUUGAACCCACAAACUACAGGAUCUUCUUUGUCAGUACCAACUGUAUCUGGCCAAUCUAUUUUCCAUCAUUCUGAAUUAACAUCUUUUGGGCUUAAUGCUAGUAUUGCAGAAGUCAUAAGUGCCACAUUUAAGGAAGGACUAUUGACAUCCUCACAGUUAAUAGGUGAAAUAGCUCUGAACUUUGUCGCGGAUAGCGAAGAGCUACCUAUUGAUAUUCGUUUGAGAAUGAAUAAUUUCCGAAAUGUCGAACGAGUCAUUGUCAAUCAAGCGUUCAUCGAACAAAUUGAGCCUGAAAUAUACAAGGUCAAUCCGCAAUUUAUCGAAAAUAAAACGUUGGGUGCAUUCAAGUAUGCUCUCAGCGAUCCGAUUGCUCCAAUUGCAGUUCAUCCUGUUUGGAGGUUUGAAGAUCAUCAGGCUAGCGUAGCUCUCACCCUCAGUAUUGCACCAACCAUCGACGAAUCAAUCGAAGAAAUAGUCGUGGAGGAUUUAAUAGUGUUUGUGUCAAUUGAAGGGGCCACGGCAACAAGCGCUCUGUCGAAACCUCAAGGCUCAUUUAGCAAGGAGAAGCGGAGAAUAACCUGGAGAUUCAAAGAACCAUUACUCCUCCGCCGAGGUGGGGAUGAAAGACUUAUCGCGAGAUUUUUAACUGACGGAAGGGCACUGGAGUCAGCUAAAGGUGUUGGUGCUAAGUUCACCUUGAGGAAUUACCAUUUAGGAAGUGCGCUUGAAUUGGAAGGUCAACAAGUUGAAGUUGCCGAUCCAUUUGCCGCCAAUGCCUCUUGGAGACCCGUGACUGCGAAAAGGACCUUGGUUGCGGGAAAUUACCUGGGUCUAUCGCAGUGA
Molecule: messenger RNA, 2511 nt
Organism: Lachancea dasiensis
Lineage: Eukaryota; Fungi; Ascomycota; Saccharomycetes; Saccharomycetales; Saccharomycetaceae
Source: the annotation of a GenBank genome assembly